This is a messenger RNA of Protobothrops mucrosquamatus (brown spotted pit viper), 1504 nucleotides long. It is a transcript of the gene ZBTB42, whose product is annotated as zinc finger and BTB domain containing 42. Lineage: Eukaryota; Metazoa; Chordata; Lepidosauria; Squamata; Viperidae. Gene Ontology annotation, molecular function: RNA polymerase II cis-regulatory region sequence-specific DNA binding; protein binding; DNA-binding transcription factor activity, RNA polymerase II-specific. The record is from RefSeq and is a predicted model, not a curated record. The transcript has a single exon. Gene Ontology annotation, cellular component: nucleus. Gene Ontology annotation, biological process: regulation of transcription by RNA polymerase II. Bases 9 to 1439 code for a protein of 476 amino acids.
AAGGAAGAAUGGAGUUCCCAGACCAUAGCCGGCAGUUACUGCAGUGUCUGAGUCAGCAGCGUCACCAGGGCUUCCUGUGUGACUGUACUGUUUUAGUUGGAGACGCUCAGUUCCGAGCCCACAGAGCUGUUCUCGCUUCUUGCAGCAUGUACUUCCAUCUUUUCUACAGGGACCAGCUAGACAAAAGGGACAUUGUGCAUCUGAACAGUGACAUUGUGACAGCCCCAGCCUUUGGCUUGCUGCUUGAAUUCAUGUACGAAGGCAAACUGGAGUUCAACAGCCUCCCGGUUGAAGAUGUGCUGGCUGCAGCCAGCUACCUUCACAUGUACGACAUUGUGAAAGUCUGCAAGGGCAAGCUGAAAGAUAAGGAGUUGUGCGGGGAUGAAAAGAUGAACGGCAGUGGGAUCCCUUUGGAAAGGGACAUGCGGGUCCUUGAUGAAGGAGUGCCCUUGGGGUAUGAGCUCAGCCCCGGGAAUAAACAAAAAUUGGUUUGUACAGAAUAUGAAAGAUCAGCUGGAAAAGAAAAAGACAGUGGCUAUCUGGGUUGGUCCUCUGAUCUCGUAAGUAUCAACUCUUCAUUAGCAGAAGCAGAAUUGGACACCGUGGCAGCUGAGAAAACAAGAGCUAAUGCCUGUAGUUCAGUGGGACCUUUGUCCCAAAGAUCUCUUAACCACUCCUUGGCUUCAUCUGGCAUAGAAUGCGCUUUAGACCUGUCUUUUAAGUCUGUGGCUGGGAAGGAUUCCUUCCACCCCUCCUAUGUCUUUGAACAGCUAGCUUCCAACGGUCAGCAGCAGACUGGCAAGCCCCUGAUUAAGGAUGAGCCAGAGUCUUUGUCAGAUGGAGAAGAUAGUGAGGCAAGGUGCCUAAAAAAUCAGCAUUUGAGGAAUUCUGCCAAGAGCCUGAUGACAGGAUUGGGAAAUGUGUUUGCAGGGAAUGGCAAUUCCCAAGAGCCAGAGGAAGACUUAGAUCACGAGCGAGAGGUGAGUGAAGACGACAUGGAUUCCUCUGACAUCCCGUCCUUGGGGGUCUUGGUGCCUCCAGGUCACAUCUGCAUUUGCCCACUGUGCAGCAAAGUCUUUCCUAGCCCACAUGUCCUCCAGCUGCAUCUCAGCUCUCAUUUCCGUGAUAAGGAUGUUUCAAGAACCAGGCUUUCCCCUGAUGGUUCAGUGCCUACUUGUACACUUUGCGGCAAGACUUUCUCCUGUAUGUACACCUUGAAAAGACAUGAGAGGACUCACUCGGGUGAGAAACCAUACACCUGUGGUCAGUGUGGGAAGAGCUUCCAGUAUUCUCACAACCUGAGCCGCCAUGCAGUGGUGCACACGAGGGAGAAGCCCCACGGCUGCAAGUGGUGCGAGAGACGAUUCACUCAGUCAGGCGAUUUAUACAGACACAUCCGUAAAUUUCACUGUGGCCUUGUAAAGUCACUGGUGGUUUGAGAGACGUUGCCAAAAGGCACCAUUUACUGGAUUUCUUUACUCUGUUGAUUCACUUCAGGCAAAUU